GAAAAUGGACAGCUCUUGGCUUAAUGAUGCCAAAGCUGAGUCUGGGAACCCCAACCCUCAAGGAUGGCCCGGUCCAUGGGGAAACCCACCUGCUGGGGCAGGAGGCUACCCGGGAGCUGCCUAUCCUGGGACUUACCCCGGGCAGGCACCUCCUGCUGCCUACCCGGGACAGACACCUCCUACUGCCUACCCCUGGCAGACACCUCCUGCUGCCUACCCCGGGCAGACACCUCCUACUGCCUACCCCGGGCAGACACCUCCUGCUGCCUACCCCGGGCAGACACCUCCUACUGCCUACCCCGGGCAGACACCUCCUGCCUCCUACCCUGGACAGGUACCUCCUCAAUCCUCCCUUGACCCUCCACAACCUGCUUAUCCCGGACAAAAUACCCAAGACAUCUUCCUUCCACAACCAAAUGUGCCUGCUGGAAGACUGACUAUGCCUUAUGAAAAUGUUUUCCCUGAAGGACUCAUGCCCCACAUGCUGAUAACAGUGAUGGGUAUAGUGAAUCUCAAUGCAAAGAGUUUUGUUUUAGAUUUCAAGAUAAGGAAUGAUAUCGCCUUCCACUUUAACCCACGUUUCAACGAGAAAGUCAUUGUUUGCAAUACAAACAUAAAUAAUAGAUGGGGACAAGAAGAAAGAACGGCGACUUUCCCAUUUGAAGCUGGUAAACCAUUCAAAAUACUAGUACUGGUUGAAUCCCAGCACUUCAAGGUUGCAGUCAAUGACAAUCACUUGUUGAUGUACAAUCACCGGAUGAAAAAUCUCAAGGAUAUCAAAUCAUUGGUAGCUUCUGGUGACAUCAGUCUCACUUCUAUUUCACACACCGACAUAACCUUAACGCAGCAAUCUUUUAAAAAUUAAAAAGGAAUGUAAACUUUACCCAUUUAAAAGUUUCAUGCUCAAAGUGAAAAAUUUUGCCUUUAUUCAAUAUCCUUCUUAUAAAUCAUCCACUUAAUAAAUAUUCUAAGAG
Messenger RNA from Pipistrellus kuhlii (Kuhl's pipistrelle), 974 nucleotides. RefSeq names its product galectin 3 (gene LGALS3). The transcript has 6 exons. The record is from RefSeq and is a predicted model, not a curated record. Lineage: Eukaryota; Metazoa; Chordata; Mammalia; Chiroptera; Vespertilionidae. The coding region runs from base 5 to 865 and encodes 286 amino acids. Gene Ontology annotation, molecular function: laminin binding; IgE binding; carbohydrate binding. Gene Ontology annotation, cellular component: nucleus; immunological synapse. Gene Ontology annotation, biological process: eosinophil chemotaxis; negative regulation of endocytosis; macrophage chemotaxis.